AUGACUUCACGCCCGCCCUCGCCGUCUGCGUGUCCAGCCACCGAGCCCUCGACCACCAGCACCCUCGCCGCCAGCACAUCUCGAGCCAGUCUUCGAGAGCCCGCCACGAUUGCGUCCUCGAGCCCCGUCGUCGAUGCACGCCUCCACCGGCCGAAUCCCGUCUCCCGCCCGCCCGAGUCCUCGCCCAAGGCUGCUCGACCCCGCCCACGCUCCGUCCUGACCUCGAACAAGUCGUCCAGCGCCGUCCCGACUCUGUCGACCAUCAACCCGCUGUCGCCCAAGAUGACCACCUCGCACACCACCGGCGCCACCUCGGGCGCGGCUGAUCUGCUGCGCCAGGCCAUGAUGCAGAGAGGGGCCCCCGAAGACGAAGGCCCCGACUCGACCAGUUCCACGCCGCCCGGCGCCAUGACGCCGCGCCCCGACCCGACCGACAAGCGACUGCCGGGUAUUCUGCACAGUUACUUUGGUCAGGUUCGUGAUUCCUUCAUGCCCCGAAGAACGUCCUCUGCGAUGCCCUCCUCCCUCACCUCUGCUUCUUCCGCUGCUGCACAAGGCUCAGAGCUUUCUGAAAAGGAAAAGGAGAAGGAGCCCGACAACGCCGGGCUGCGCUCCACCAUGCUGCCCAGCCCCCCUCCCAGCACCACUUCUCGAGCCCCCUCAGCCUCUCAGUUGAAUGGUGAAGCAGAGAAGCUAACAGGCGACUUUGCGCCGCAGGGUCAGGCCACUCCUCCCCAGACUCCCCGAACACGAUCACAGGAAGGCAAGUCCAAGCCAUCGAGCCUGUCACGGACGUCGCUCGUCUCGAACACGUCGACCGCGUCGAAAGAGAACAAGGAAGAGCCUGUCGUAAGCACACCAAAGGGCAAGCUUGCAGUCACCAUAUCAGAGGGACGGGGUCUGCGUCCCAGCGUGGAUCCAUACGUCGUGUGCCAGUUCCAGUGGGCAGAGUACAUCUCAGACGGGCCAAGACAUGAUCCUACCAAGAAAGGCCGUCCUACGGCAAUGCAGAUGAGGCGGACAGAGAGCGAGAUGGGCAGGCCCAUGGCCAUCCCAAUGAAGAGCCGGCAGAGCAGCCACAGCGGUAACAGCUCCGAUCCAAAAGAGGACACUUCGGAAGAUGUCACGAGCCCCAAGUGGGAGCACGAGGCAAUAUUUGAUGUUGUCGGAGACCACGCCGAGAUCGACAUUUCCGUUUACGACCGCUCAAACGGCGAGGCUUUCCUCGGCCAUGUUCGGUUCUGCCCCAACCUCGUCGAAUACGAGCACCCGUACGAUGGCUGGUUCCACCUCGAGCCCCGAGACGGCGAGGGAGGCCAAGUGACCGGAGAGGUACAUCUCAAGCUCAACUUCCACAAGACUGAUAAGAAGCACUUUGGCCCGGAAGACUUUGAGAUUCUCAAACUCAUUGGAAAGGGUACAUUCGGGCAGGUCUUCCAGGUCCGCAAACGGGAUACCCGCCGAAUCUACGCCAUGAAGGUCCUCUCGAAGAAGGUCAUCGUGCAAAAGAAAGAGGUAGCACAUACUCUCGGAGAACGUAACAUCCUUGUUCGGACAGCCAUGGCCGACUCUCAUUUCAUUGUGGGAUUGAAGUUUUCUUUCCAAACACCGUCUGAUCUCUAUCUCGUGACAGAUUACAUGUCUGGAGGUGAGCUGUUCUGGCAUUUGCAAAGAGAAGGUCGUUUCCAAGAAGCUCGCGCAAAGUUCUACAUCGCAGAGCUUAUCCUGGCACUGCAACACCUCCAUGACCACGAUAUCGUGUACCGGGACUUGAAGCCGGAGAACAUCCUUCUGGACGCCAACGGUCACAUUGCUCUCUGUGAUUUUGGUCUGUCCAAAGCCAACCUCACUGAGAAUGCAACCACGAACACUUUCUGUGGCACAACCGAGUACUUGGCACCUGAGGUUUUGCUAGACGAGCAAGGCUACACCAAGAUGGUCGAUUUCUGGUCGCUCGGUGUGUUGGUGUUUGAGAUGUGCUGUGGUUGGAGUCCCUUCUAUGCGGAGGACACUCAACAGAUGUACAAGAAUAUCGCAUUCGGCAAGGUCAGAUUCCCUCGAGAUGCCCUGAGUACUGAGGGUCGCAAUUUCGUCAAAGGUCUUCUGAACCGAAACCCAAAGCACCGACUUGGUGCAACACGAGAUGCGGAGGAGCUGAAGGCUCACCCGUUCUUUGCUGACAUUGACUGGGUGGCUCUGGCAAAGAAGAACGUAGUCCCACCCUUCAAGCCCAAGCUUAAGGGAGAGCUGGACGUGUCUAACUUCGACCCCGAGUUUACGAAUGCUUUGAACGGCAACGGCUCAUUGAAUGCCCGUGCUGCCGCGUUGUCAUCAGGUAUCAAUCCGGCAUCAACGCCAUUAUCGCCGACUAUGCAAGCCAACUUCAAGGGAUUCACGUUCACCGAUCAAAGUACGCUGGAUCAACAAUUCGCUCACAGCCAUCGGGAGGAUCUGGAGCGGAUGGACGAGGACGAAAAGGAUGAUGUCGAUUGGGACAAGCCGGCAGGACGCGGAGAUAGAAUGUCUGGCGUCAUUCCCAGCAAUGACCAUGACAUCUUCAACCACGGCAACUUCGACGUCUAA
Molecule: messenger RNA, 2583 nt
Organism: Dothidotthia symphoricarpi CBS 119687
Lineage: Eukaryota; Fungi; Ascomycota; Dothideomycetes; Pleosporales; Dothidotthiaceae
Product: Pkinase-domain-containing protein
Exons: 3
Coding region: 1-2583 (860 amino acids)
Biological process (GO): protein phosphorylation
Molecular function (GO): ATP binding; protein serine/threonine kinase activity
Source: RefSeq, a predicted model, not a curated record